ACAGACCCAUGUUCUUUAUUGAGGAUGUGCAUCCUGUCAAACUUCAUGCUCCAGUACAUAAUAGAAGCUUGAAGAGCAUCUGGGAAUGGACUUCUCAUGAUUCCAACUUUCAAAAUGUCCAUCUCUGUACUCUGGAAUGGCUUGAUGACGUUUCUACUUAUUCUUGGCACUGGAGUGUAAACCUUCAAAAAAACUUUGACAUUGAGCCAGAUGGAAGUCUAAUUAUUAAGCCACUGUUUGAAAAUGCUGGCAUUUUUAUUUUUAAGCAAGUCUCCCCUCAUGAAAUAAGCCUGGCUCUGUUUGAAGUAUAUGCUUUUCGAUUUAUUCCAUUUAUUUGGAACCCAGUUAAGCUUGGAAGUGAUAUUACUCGAGUUUGCACAAUUUCAAGAGUGGAGGACUUCAUGACAGUCUAUUGGACACAAAAUGGGAAAGCUACAGAUGGUACAGAGUUUCGAUAUAAAAACACACAGUUCCUUAUUUUAAAAAACGUUGAGGAAAAGAGCCAAGGAAAAUACACGUGUGUUUUAAAGAUAGAUGAAACAACAGAAUUUGGUGUGUUCAAUAACAUAACCAUUGAAAGUUCUGAAAAACAACUGAAUUACACUCUUUACAGGGAAAAAAGUGCUGAAAGCAAAGUCCAGCUACUGUGCAGACUACCAAAAAGUUAUAGUAAUGCUACAUGGUCCUGGAAAUCAGUCGAUUCUCCUGAAAGUGACCUCCAACUUCUUGCCUCUACUGGUCCUGAUUAUUCUGAAAAUGUCUUUCAUGCAAGUCAUAGAAACAGAUUUCUUUCUCCAGGAAUAAUCCAUUCUAGCCAUAGAUUUACCAUGGAGAUCUGGCAUGUGAACUUUGAAGAUGCUGGGAUAUACGUUUGCAAUGUUGAUUCACAUACAUACUUGAGUAUAAAACUUAUAACAGUUGAUGUUUCUGUUUCAGUGGGAAACAUGGCUGGCAGAACAGUAGCUCAGCUCAAAUGUAUGUUAUCUGGAGUUUCUGAGGCUGUCAGAUUGACUUGGAUGAAAGAAGAUGGCCACGCGAUGGUCUUAGUGAAAGACAAGAAUUUAACUUCUGAUGCUGACAGAAUUUUAUCACUAGUCAUUCCUAACACUAGCAAAGUGUUACAAAAAUGGGCAUGUGUUGUCUUCAAAGAGAACAUUCCUACUGCUUUUUUUCCAUUGAAACUUAAAGAAUCAGAAUCCAACCCAAAUGUUUCCAAGUACAUUAUGAUUGCUAUUGGAGUUGCUAUCUGUGUGAUUUUCAUUGGAAUUGCCGUAUCAUUCUUCAUAAAAAAGAAAACUGAUUCAGAUUUGGAUUCUGAUGUCUGUGUUGAAAAUAUUUAUGAAAAUGUGGGAUGGAAAGAAGAAAUGCCUCUUGAGAGAUUGAAUUCUGCUAAUCUUUCUGGAUAAGUAAAACAAAACCUAAGUGUUGGUGUAAUUUCAAGCUCAUAAUAUUGUAUAAAGACUGUGUUCUCUGCUGGACUGACCAUAACCUAUGAAUCUAAGCUUUCCUUCAAAAUGACCAACUCGUCUAAUCUCAAUGAAAGUGUGUUUUAGCUCCUUACAUAUAUAUGAAUGAAGUUUUAUUUUCAGUAGUUUCACUGCUUAGAUUAAUCUCUUCAAAAGCUUUAUGCGACUACCUUUACUUAGAUGUGUUACCUGCCUGAAAAAAGUGAAAUGAUUUAUGUUUCUAGUAACCUUUUUGUAUUUAAUUUCUUUGCUCAUAUGUGUCAUAAGAACAGCCUUUAUUGUAUAUUUUCUUGUUAUAAUUUGACUGACUGAUACUGGAAUUCUUUUCUUUUACUCUGAGAAAACUAGAAUGGACUUUGA
Molecule: messenger RNA, 1826 nt
Organism: Erpetoichthys calabaricus (reedfish)
Lineage: Eukaryota; Metazoa; Chordata; Cladistia; Polypteriformes; Polypteridae
Exons: 6
Coding region: 9-1406 (465 amino acids)
Source: RefSeq, a predicted model, not a curated record